Pristis pectinata (smalltooth sawfish) is the source of this 5504-nucleotide messenger RNA. RefSeq names its product spermatogenesis associated 7 (gene spata7). Gene Ontology annotation, cellular component: ciliary basal body; axoneme. The record is from RefSeq and is a predicted model, not a curated record. The transcript has 11 exons. Gene Ontology annotation, biological process: microtubule cytoskeleton organization. The coding region runs from base 21 to 1880 and encodes 619 amino acids. NCBI's taxonomy places the organism in Eukaryota, Metazoa, Chordata, Chondrichthyes, Rhinopristiformes, Pristidae.
AAGGUAACAGUGACGUAGAUAUGAUGCGACCGGGUGGUUGGCUGUCCCCAGCUCCGAGGACGCGGCGUAGCAACGGGCAUGGCGACUGUGGGGUCUUUGUGUCAUCCCGGGCCCAGGUAACGCCGGCACUCAGCGCCCUAACCCGCGUCUUUGCGCCACCAGAGAGCAUGGGAAGGAUCAGCAUCAACAUGGCAAACAAGAAAGCUUAUUAUGUAAGUUCUUCCAAGAGAGUGAUUGACCAGCACCUAACUCAGGCUCAUAUGACUUCCCACUACAAUAGAAUCCUCUCUGCUAAAGCUUCUGUGGAUUGUUCUGUUCCAAAAAGCAUGCAGUUAAGUGUAAAGUAUCAAGAUCAGCUGCAGAGACAAAAUCGAAAAACACAGAACCGAAAAGGAUUCAUCUCUGCUAGAUCAGAAUCUUGGUCCAGCUCGGGCAGUAGCGGAAGAUUAACCUCUACAGAGCACAUUCAGAAUCCAUCCAUACUGGAGCAUGAUGACACCAGAUGCUUAACAAAUGGUUGCAUGACUCCCAACCGAACCAUUGCCUCUGCUCAAGAGUUCUCAAUAUUGCCGUCCACUCCCAGUAUUGAUAAGGAAGCUGCUCAGAAAAUAUUUACAAUGUGCUACUCAGACUUGAGCCCUAGGACCUCAACAUCUUCUCCACAACAUUAUAAAACUUUCUGCAGCUCAUCAGCUAGUCUUGCAAAUAGCCAGCAUUGCUACAGAUCAUUUCAGGAUGCACGCCAAAAAACAUACAGUGGUGAUGUUUUGGAGAAACAUGCUCACCGCUUUACAGAUGGACAACGAUUCAGUCCACGUAUUUUAAAGAAAGAAGCACAGUCUUUUCUGGCCCAUUAUAGGUAUUAUACUCCUGUGAAAAAGAAAAAACUUUCCAAAAAGAAUCUAGUGACACAAGAAACGCAGACUGAUUUCAACAGCUCUCAAGAUGCAUCAUCACUGGAGAACAAGAAAUGUUGUUCGCAUUUGACUUCAUCACAGGCUAAAUAUAAUAAGCAGAUAUGCUCUGAAUAUGAAGAGGACAGGAAUGAUUACCCUCAUAAUUUGGAUUGUGAAAAGCUACAAGAAAGUUUUGAAUGUCCUUAUCACAACUGUGUUCCAAGCUUAUCCUCAACAAAUAGAAUCAAGUCACCAAUUAUGAGAAAAGUUAAGGCUGAGGAAGAGGAAUUAAGGUAUCUUGAGUUCAUCUCUGAUGUUACCAGUGAAAUAUUAACUCGAGGAUUAUUUUCAAACAGGGUUUUAGAGAGUAUAUUUGAACGUCGAAUAGAAGAAAACAAGCAUCGAUUAGAUGAACAAAAAUUACGUUUUAUGCUGGAUGAACUAAAAGAAGAUUUGGACUGUAAAUCAGAAAAAAAUCAAAGGACCAGUGGCAAUGAAACUCUGUUCAAAGAACCCAAAAUUGUAGAAUUAAAUAACUGUAAUUCUUCAGAAAAUCCUAACCUUGCUCAUAAUUGGAAGGAAGAUACUGGCAUAACUGCUAACAUUUCAAUUGACACUGAAUCUGAUAAAACAUUGGAUCAUAGAUUGAAUGGAAUUUUUAGCACUGAUGUCUGUUGCAGCCCGAAUAAUACUGGAAACAAAUGUUGCCAUGACAUUUGUGGAGAACAUAUUGAGCAGGUUCAAGACUUGGAGCAAGAUCGUUGUCUGAUUUCAAAUUGUGUGGAUCAUUCAGGCCACUUCACAGACUAUGCUGCUGAUUUACACCAUGCAGCAGACCUGACAGAAAUUGAUAACCUUGCAGUGUCUCUUCAUUCUGUUAACGUUAAGGAACACUGUGAAUCUGAAGAUGCUCAAGUUCAAUCUGGGUUAAGUAAUAAGCCAGAAACUGCUUUUGAUGAUGGCAUUAAUUUGUUAUGCUUGUAAUUCACUGUAAUUCACAUUUGACAGUCAUGGAUCAUAACAAAAUUCUACAUCUUUGUGAUGCAAGUCUGUGUUCCUAUUAACUUUAAUGAUAUUUAAUAGAAGUUGAGAGGGUAUUUUUCCUGAACUGUACAAUAUUUUCUGCAACAUUUUAUUGAUCUAAUAUAUUUUAUUUUACAGUUAUGAAGGCAGUAUACAUAUUUUUGAGCUUGUGCAGGAGUAAGCAAUCCAGUUUUCUUAAACUUUUGUAGGCAACUUUGUAGGCAUCGCGAAAACUACCUCCCAUAUCUUCUUGACUCUUGCACAGCUCUGUAACUGUGGGAGAAAGAAGGUGAUUUCUUUUUUGAAGAAACUAGUACUAUUUUAUUACAAUAAACUUCUAAGAGGAGUCAUGAAAUCAUUCUGUAUCUCCAACCUGCUUCCUGUAGCCUCUCUGAUAUGAGGCUCUCGAAUUUACAGCCCAAGUGGAAAUUUGCAAUGCCCUACUCUGUAAUGCAGUACAUUGGCAUGCCAAUUAAAUUUAAUUUCAAAUACUUCAUAGUCAAGUAAGUUAAACAAAUACUUAAAUAUAGUAACAAUACAAAAAGAACCAAUUCCUAAAAUAUACAGUAUGUUCAACUGAAGUGUCCUGUGAUCCUGAAUUCAUAGAAUAGAGAUAUUCAUACAACAAUUGGCAUCAUUUAAUCCUUAUGCUCUGUUUUUACUUCACAACUGCUGGUUUAAGACAGCUUGAGAGUGAUUACCAUUGAGAACACCUUUCUUGAUAAUGUGACUUCUUGAUUGGCACCUGCUGGAGUAUUCUGGCCACCAGAACACUUCAGGAAGCAUCUGGUGAUUGAAGCAGAUUUUCAGAAGAAAUUUACCAGGAUGGUUCUAGAGAUGAGGUAUCACAAUUGAAUGGAUAGAAUGGAGAGGUGGAUUUAUUCUCUGUGGAGAAGAGAAGACAAGAUGAUUUUAAAAGUGGAAUUAAAAAUCAUGAAGGAUUUGGAAUUUUCAAUAGUUGAAGGGUAGUAACAAGAUGAUGCAGAUUUGUGACGAUUUGUGAAAUAACCAGAGGCAAUAUGAAUCUUUACUUUUUUACAUUACAAAUGGUUUGGAUUUGGAAUGCACCACUUUAUGAGUGUCAAGGUUUAAAGGUAGCCUUCAAAGAGAAAUCAGAUAAAAUAUUUUAAAAAUAAAAUAAUUGGACUCAUUUGACCAAAUGCCCCCUUCUCUGUUGCAUAAUCCUAUGACUCUAUGAUUCUAUAAGUGCCCUUAUGAAAUAAUAAGACCCAUAGAUUGAAACGUGUUCAUGACGACAAAUAUUAGAAAUUCGUGAUAAUACAGUGGAGGAAUUUCUGCAGAGAGCAUUUAUGUUAGUUGGGCUCAACUGCAUUUGUGAAUUAAAAUAUGGGGCAACAAAAGGUGAUUAAUAGACGCAGAAAAUUUUGCAGGUGUUUCAUGUUUUUGGGUUUAUGUGGCAAUUCAGUUGAAUGUUGUUCCCUUUCAAUAUAGUCUUGUUCUCCAUGUAGAUUAUUCUAAAUUGUGUACAUAUGUUAAUGUGACAUUACAUGAGUAAGAAUUAUAUUUAAUAUAGUAUUCUCAAACUGUUUGUUAUUUUUAAAGGGUAACCAUUGUAACGUGAACAUAUUGAUGAAAGCUAUGGUUAGAAAAAUGAAAAAAAAUCAUGUUGUAAAGAUACUGAAGAGAUGUAAUAUAGUUCUAAAAUUGAAUAGGACAUUUAUUAACUUUAACAUAAAAAUAAAGUCUAUAAAAUAUUUUUUGAUAUACAUAGAUAUGUAAUUCACUGGUUUGGAAAAAUACUCGAGCAGUCCACUCUCAUUCUUACAGAGAUGUGGGCUCUAUGGAGGCAAGUUUCAAAUAAAUUGACAAUGUCAAUUGGAACUGUUGCUGGAAAUAGUAAGAUGUUACACUGGUUCGCUAGGAAUGCUCUCUGAAACUUGUGAUAGAUCAGAGGGAUUUUUGCUCUUCACCUAACUCUGCUACACUGGACUUAGUAAUAGACAGGAUCACCUGAACUCACCUGCUUUGGAUAUGAAAGGCCCAUCUUGCUGGGUCUAUGAAACCUUGAGUCAGUACGUGAGGUCUUGGUAGUGAACUGGCCUCAAACAACACAGCCCUGUCCCUGGAAUGACUCUGAUAGCCUUUGGCAUAAGUAAUUAAAUGUUUUCAAUAAAUAAACUAUAAUUAUUUGAAACAUAUAAAACUAAAAUAAUUUGAAAAUAUUUACUCAUCUACUCGUUGAAAUCAUUGGGGUGUCCCAUUGUGCACCAGGUCGGAUGUGGGAUUGGAUCAGACAGGAGGUUUACCCAGACUCUAUUUUAGGCAGAGCAUGCAUGGAAGUCUCACUGAAGUUCCAAUGGCUGAAAGCCAGCAAUAUGAAUUGGAACUGCCAAUGUCCUAAUGUCUGAUUCCAAAACUGAGAAUAAAGGCAUGUCUUUGUUUCCCACCUAAUAACUGUCACCCUGAUAGAGGUGUUUAAGAAUGAGACAUCUUAGUUAUAUUUAAGUAUUUAUGCCAAGUUAGGAUAAUACACUGGUACCCCACUCAGUGUUACCCUGUUUAGUGCUAUCCCGCAGAGCUCUGAUUCACAAAAAUGUUCUUUAUCUUACAACCUAAACACUCACAGAAAUGUAUCCCUUUGUUCCUUAAUAAAAUCAUCUACUUGAGCUGCAUGCUGUUGUGCUGGGAAUUUGGUGAACCCCUACUAUAUGCUGCUUGCACUGCUGUGCCAGGAACCUGUAUGCUGGGAAUCUGGGUCAAAUCCCUGCCCUCCACUAGUGCUCCCCCAGGAAUGAAAUGUCCCAUGGCUCAGAGGCAGUGGAGAGACAGCCCACGAGGGUUGAUGUUGGGUGGGCUGGGGUGAGCAUUGCAGCUGCACAGCACUGAGAUGUGGGUGCAGGGGUAUACUCUGAAUGGCAUAAUGCAGGCAGUCCAUGGCUGGAGACUGGUGGCACUUGCUCUAUGUGUUGACAGUCUACCUGGAUCCUGUGGUCUUUCUCACCAGUUCCUGUUAAACCUGAUGGAAGGUGCUGCCUCCUCCUCCCCAUUUGGCUGUACAGCUCAGCCAGACCUGGAGAUUACUUUAUGGUAACAAGGUAAAUGAACAACAACCUAUGACAAGCUUAUUAUCUCAAAGAAAUGUCCAGGAUGGGGACAACUGUGCUGCCAGUUAAAGAGGGGGAGACAGCAGUUUCCACAUUCAGUAAGGAGGUGAUGAGAGAGACUGUAGGAUCCCGGCAGUCUAUUAACACAUGGAGCAGGUGCUGCAAGUCCCAGCAAUGGCCUGCACUCACUGUCCUGGCCAGGGUCUAACUCUGAGCCCAACAUGUAAUGCUGAGCAGUCCCACUACUCACCUCGGUACACCCAAUACUCACCUCACAGACAGCUUCUCCACACCAAGCCACGGGGUGGUUCAUUGCUGGAUUUGCGCCAGGAUCCAGUGCAGCAGCAGUAUAGAAACAGGAAGGGCAAGAGUUCUCAGCAGGCUUCCAGCAGAGUAGUACAGUCAGUAACACGUAUAUUGCUAUAAUGAUCCUUUUUAGCCCCGAUUCCAUUAGCAUUCUUGUAUCUGGGAACACAUCCUGCAUAAUAUUAAUCUGAUUUGAAGUGUUAGUUGAAGAGUU